CUGGGAUUUAUCGUACAAUCAAAGAAGGCAAAUGUUGAAAGACAUGGAAUUAUAUGAUUAUAUCGCACUAUUUCCAGCUUUGAAGAUGCCAGAAGGGUUUCACCUACUAGUGAAACAUUUUGAAAUCAUGUAUCCUUCCAGUAACAAAUAUUUUGAUUUGAAGUGGCCCAGUAUCAAGCAAGGUAUUCAGAUCUUGACAUUGGAGAAACAUCUAUGGAAGGACGGUGAAUGUUAUAACGAUGUGAUUGCCUUGAUGCUAUUGCCCCUACUAUUUCCACCUACUACUGUAAGAAGUGGCAAGAGAUCAUGGCGUCCUUCAAAAUUGGAGGUGUCAAAAAGCUUCAUAUUGCAAGUAAAUAAUCCUUCUGAUAUACAUCAGGUAGUUGAACCAACAGAAAAUCUGCACAACAGAAAAAAUCACAUUGCAAUCAUUUACAAUAGUCUGCGGGAAUACAAAGAAUUUGGAAUCGAUUCUGGUAUAUCGAGUGUCUUGUCGAGUGUCUUGAUAUAGAUAAAG
This is a messenger RNA of Leptinotarsa decemlineata (Colorado potato beetle), 517 nucleotides long. RefSeq lists its product as uncharacterized. The record is from RefSeq and is a predicted model, not a curated record. Lineage: Eukaryota; Metazoa; Arthropoda; Insecta; Coleoptera; Chrysomelidae.